AUGUCUGAGGCACUUCCUGAAAUGCAGUACCGCCAUCUUGGCCGGACUGGACUGAAAGUUUCGGUUAUCUCGCUUGGUAGCUGGCUCACUUAUGGUGGUCAUGUUGGAAAUGAGAUUGCUUUUGAUUGUAUGAAGGCUGCCUACGACGCUGGUGUUAACUUCUUUGAUACCGCUGAGACAUACUCUGGUGGCCAGGGUGAGGUUGUCCUCGGUGAGGCUAUUAAGAAGUUCGGAUGGAAGCAGAACGACCUCGUUAUCACCACCAAGAUUUACUGGGGCAAAGCCAACAGCGCCAACCCCGAUAAGCCAUUGAACAACAAUGGCCUCUCAAGAAAGCACAUUAUCGAGGGCAUGAACCUCUCCCUCAAGCGAUUGGACCUCCCAUAUGUCGAUGUUGUCUAUGCUCACCGUCCUGACCGCGAUACACCCAUGGAGGAAAUCGUGCGCGGCUUCAACUAUCUUCUCGACAACGGCAAGGCCUUCUACUGGGGUACCUCCGAGUGGUCCGCCAGUGAGAUCGCAGAUGCAUGGCGCGUCGCCGAUAAGCUAGGUCUUGUUGGACCCAUCGUAGAACAACCGCAGUAUAACCUUCUUGUGCGCGAGCGCGUCGAGAAGGAAUACCGCUGGCUCUACGAGGCUUACGGACUCGGUCUGACUAUCUGGUCACCAUUGAAGGGUGGUAUCCUCACUGGAAAAUACAAUGGUCAAUCCGCACCUCCUCCUGGAUCUAGAUUAGCGGAGUCAGAGGAUGUUUACGUUAAGGGUUGGCGCAAGACUGUUGGUGAUGAUAACUGGACCCGCCAGCUGGAGCAGACUGCUGCUUUGCAGCCUAUUGCUGAGGAGUUGGGUAUUAGCACUUCUCAGCUUUCGUUGGCUUGGAUCCUGAAGAAUAAGAAUAUCUCGUCUAUUAUUACUGGUGCUUCGCGACCGGAGCAGGUGCUUGAUAAUGUACGUGCUUUGGGUGUUGUUGAUAAGUUGACUGAUGAGGUGUUGGAGAAGAUCGAGAAGGCUGUGGGUAACCAGCCUGCUGAGGAGAAGCGCAGGUUUUAA
This is a messenger RNA of Penicillium angulare, 1050 nucleotides long. RefSeq lists its product as uncharacterized. Bases 1 to 1050 code for a protein of 349 amino acids. Lineage: Eukaryota; Fungi; Ascomycota; Eurotiomycetes; Eurotiales; Aspergillaceae. The transcript is spliced from 3 exons. The record is from RefSeq and is a predicted model, not a curated record.